CUUCACACGUGCUGAUUUAACACAUGUAGAUUUAACCAUGACUAUAUUCUAUUAUGUUCUAGUUGUUUUAAAAUGGGUCCUAUUGUUUGGUUAAUGUUAACGGCUUUAAUCUGCCAAUCAUGGACAGAGCGGCAACUUAAUUUUACGAAAGAUUUUCUUACAAAAAACAUCAAAUUUAUCCGUCACCCACUACUUUCACCAUUCAGUUCAAAACAUCAAAGCGUUGCCAUUAAUAGCAGCUUGAAAGAAAAGUCCGACCCAUUGGCCGACUUGUUACGACUUGGUGGAUAUGACAAGCGAGUACCUCCACCCGUCAAUGGAACACUCACUGUCAAUGUCGAAAUUGCGUUAUUGACGUUGUCACAUAUCAACCGACACAGUCUUAAUUAUGAAGUAGAUUUAAUUCUGCAGCAAAGAUGGCACGAUCCGCGGUUGGCGUACAAUUUGAUUGAUGAGAAGAACGACUAUUUGAAUUCUAUCUAUCAUUAUGGAGAUAUCUGGUUGCCCGACACGAAUUUCGUUAGCGUUGAUUAUGAAGAGUCAUCUCCUCAUGUUAACUUGGAAUUGACCAUUUCUCCGAAUGGAACUGUCAAUUAUCUCAUGGGGUAA
Molecule: messenger RNA, 609 nt
Organism: Dalotia coriaria
Lineage: Eukaryota; Metazoa; Arthropoda; Insecta; Coleoptera; Staphylinidae
Product: gamma-aminobutyric acid receptor subunit beta-4-like
Exons: 5
Coding region: 73-609 (178 amino acids)
Biological process (GO): signal transduction; chemical synaptic transmission; chloride transmembrane transport
Cellular component (GO): synapse; neuron projection; plasma membrane
Molecular function (GO): excitatory extracellular ligand-gated monoatomic ion channel activity; transmitter-gated monoatomic ion channel activity involved in regulation of postsynaptic membrane potential; transmembrane signaling receptor activity
Source: RefSeq, a predicted model, not a curated record